Staurois parvus is the source of this 283-nucleotide messenger RNA. Lineage: Eukaryota; Metazoa; Chordata; Amphibia; Anura; Ranidae. The record is from the annotation of a GenBank genome assembly.
AGUGGGAGGAAUAGUGCCCCAUCAUUGGUGUCAGUGGGAGGAAUAGUGCCCCAUCAUUGGUGUCACUGUGGGAGGAAUAGUGCCCCAUCAUUGGUGUCAGUGGGAGGAAUAGUGCCCCAUCAUUGGUGUCAGUGGGAGGAAUAGUGCCCCAUCAUUGGUGUCAGUGGGAGGAAUAGUGCUCCAUCAUUGGUGUCAGUGGGAGGAAUAGUGCCCCAUCAUUGGUGUCUGUGGGAGGAAUAGCGCCCCAUCAUUGGUGUCAGUGGGAGGAAUAGUGCCCCAUCAU